GCAUGAAACGAGUGGCUCGCCGGAAGAACGUAUUUCGAGACGGAGGCGGGGGAAUGGCGGCAUCGACAGCAUCACUAGCACCGCCGUUUCGAUUUUCUAUCUCCUUCACAAGCUGCAACGGCCGAGCGAGAGCACCUCCGCCCAGUGCCGUCCGGUGCUCCGCCCAAUCCGACGUCGGUGUUCCUUCUGUGCUCCGCGCAGCCAAGUACACCGUUGACAGUUACAUCAAGAGUGGAAUGGUGGUUGGGCUAGGAUCUGGCAAUGCUUCUAGCAUGGCCAUAAAUUAUCUUGGUCAGCAACUCCGUGCAGGUGCUUUGGAAGAUAUAGUAGGGGUACCCACGUCUGUUACAAGUGCUAGCGAAGGAGCGAAAUCAGGAAUUCCUUUGGAUAACUACCGAGGAUAUUCUCAGAUUGACUUCGCCUUUGAUGAUGCUGAUAUCAUAGAAGAAGACACACUCAUUGCCGUCAUUGGCCGCCGAAAAUUGGAAGGCGGAGAGUCAAUAAUCCAAGAGAAAUUUGUACUUAAUGCAGCCAAGAGACUUGUAUUUAUCAUCACAGAGAACAAAUAUAAAGGUGCUCUAGAUGGUUCUGUUCCAGUCUUAGUUCAAUCUCUCAACUGGAUGGAGACAGCUGAAGAGAUUGAUGAUUUGUUUCUGGGAGAUGCAGAGGUCUGGAGAAGACCAUCAAUAGGACAUGCUGAUCCAUUAGGUGGAGAUUUUCCAGUAGUUACCAAGGAUGGCCAUAAUGUUCUUGAUGUCAUAUUCACAUCUCCAAUUGCAAACCUUGCUCAAGUAGCUGACAGCCUUGACAGAGUAGAUGGAGUGGCGGACCAUGGGGUCAUUUCUAAGUUUCCUUGCACUGCAGUGGUUGCAUCACCAAGCGGAGUUUCUGUUAUCGAUAAUGUGCUGCCAAACGUUGCUGGGGAUUCUGCUGUAUGAACUUAUAGAAUGGUCUGUUUUUUGAACGUGGUGGGAAGGUAAGUAGAACGUGUAGAAACCAUGAAGACCAGAGGAAAUGCACAACUUGGUAAAAAAUUUCAAGUACUCCUUGAUGAUAUCUCGAGGCAUCCUCUUUCCCUUUCUUUGACUGAACUUAUUUUUGAUUGAAAAGUUUAAUUUCUACAAUCCAUAUUGUAUAUUCACAGUACAAUUUAGAAGUCUUAGAAUGUUAAGUGUUACCUAUUUGUUGUGUUUGGUUAAAA
Rhodamnia argentea is the source of this 1201-nucleotide messenger RNA. RefSeq names its product probable ribose-5-phosphate isomerase 4, chloroplastic. Gene Ontology annotation, molecular function: ribose-5-phosphate isomerase activity. Gene Ontology annotation, biological process: pentose-phosphate shunt, non-oxidative branch. The record is from RefSeq and is a predicted model, not a curated record. The transcript is spliced from 9 exons. NCBI's taxonomy places the organism in Eukaryota, Viridiplantae, Streptophyta, Magnoliopsida, Myrtales, Myrtaceae. Bases 3 to 938 code for a protein of 311 amino acids.